AUGUGUAAAGGCAAGAAAGACCACAAAGAAAGACGCACAGCCGAAAACGGCGAGAAGCAAUAUGCUGCCCUGUACUCGAAGCUAUUUAUCGCUUGUCAAAGCAGAGAUGGAGACCUCAACCAAUUUUUCUCCCACGAAAACCAAGGAGCACCUCCUAGCCUUUCAGAGAAUGGAAAUUUAAGACCAGCAAAGAACAAGUCGGGUAUUUAUUUUUUUCUCAAUGAAUUGAUAUGAUCGAACAUAGCCUUGUGAUAUGAUAACACACAUCGGUAAACACGUCCAAAGUUAUAUAUAUAUAUGUAUAUAUAACCACUAUUCAUUUAUUUGCAGGUAUUAUAGCGUCCAUUUUGGACGUGGAACACACAGAACGCAAUGAAUCGCCAGCGGUUGAUGCAAAAGUGCUUGACGGACUGGCGAUUGUAAAUAUGCUGAAGCCAAAUGACUGCAAGACAUUCGCAGACUACAUCUCAAGUGUCAUCCAGCCUUACAUCAAGCUUCAUCUGAGGUCAGCCACACAAAUAGAUUUGGUGUUUGAUAGGUACUUUAAAGAUAGUUUAAAGUUUGGUACAUGAUCAAACCAAGGUUCCGGUGUGAGAAGGCUCGUGAAACCAAAUGGGAGUAUGCAAAACAAUUGGUCAACGUUCCUCCGGUAUGACGAAAACAAGACAGAACUGUUUCCGCUAAUUGUCAAAUCAUUGACCGAGAACAUUAACUGCGCUCAUGGAGUUUUCGUUGGGACUGUCGAAGAUGGGGCGGUUUCAAACCAAGCUGAUGUCGAUCUUGAGCCAUUGAUGCCAUGCAACAUCGAAGAGGCAGAUGAGCGUAUGUUUGUGCAUGUCAGAAAUGCUGCUGAAGAAUGUUCCCGUAUUCUGGUCAAGACCGUGGAUAGUGAUGAUGUUGUGAUUGCUCUUUCAGCUUUCCACAAAAUACCCGGCCUCCAGGAGUUGUGGCUCGUGUUUGGAGUCCGGAAGCAUUUGAGGUUCAUACCAAUUCACGAGAUUGCCAAUUCCCUCGGACCCCAGACCUCCACUGCUUACCUCUUCUUCCACUUGUUUAGUGGCUGCGAUACCACCUCAUCACUCCAUGGAAAGGGUAAGAAGUCGUUUAUUGACACCUGGAAGAAGAUGGCCAGUGCAACACCUGUAUUCGAGAAAAUGGCAACGUCUCCGAGAGAUAUAAGUCAAGCCGACAGAGACAUUAUCGAACAAUUUGUUGUAAUCAUCCCUUACAAUUUUCUCCAGCUAAUAGUGAAUACCAAAAUCUGA
This is a messenger RNA of Paramuricea clavata, 1265 nucleotides long. The record is from the annotation of a GenBank genome assembly. Lineage: Eukaryota; Metazoa; Cnidaria; Anthozoa; Malacalcyonacea; Plexauridae.